Molecule: messenger RNA, 628 nt
Organism: Suillus subaureus
Lineage: Eukaryota; Fungi; Basidiomycota; Agaricomycetes; Boletales; Suillaceae
Exons: 5
Coding region: 163-459 (98 amino acids)
Biological process (GO): positive regulation of DNA-templated transcription; poly(A)+ mRNA export from nucleus; regulation of transcription by RNA polymerase II
Cellular component (GO): DUBm complex; SAGA complex; nuclear pore
Molecular function (GO): chromatin binding; transcription coactivator activity
Source: RefSeq, a predicted model, not a curated record
GCUUCUUCUGAGUCUUCUCGCGUCUGGGCCUCCUCAAAAUCCGCACGUACACACGACACACUUAACUUGUUUUGUUGGGAUUGAGGGCUGCAUUGCUCUGGUCGUAGCCAAGAACUUUUCACCCUGCAGUAGUCAAAAUUCUUCAGGCUUCGAGGAACUGUCAUGUCCAAAUCGACCUCCGAAGCUGAAACGCUUUACGUAGAAGUUCACCGUCGAAUGAUCGAGAAUGGAGAGUGGGAUCGAAUGUUGCAUCUGCUGUCCUCUAAGCUGUCUGAAAGCGGAUGGACAGAUGACCUUCUGCACCGUGCCAAAGAAAACAGCAGAACUAUGGAUCCGCUUUCCCUUCAGACAAUCCUGCAGGAAUUGUUAUCGCAUGCGCAAACAAGCGUGCCUCUCUCCGUGAAACGGGAAAUUACAACUCUUAUCAAGCAGUUCGUGAAGGAGCAAUUCGAGAAGUAGCAAAUACACCUUGCAUGACUACCUUUAUUUAUUCCAUGCGAAACCAUUCAUGUAACUCUGUUCCCAAUCAUAAGUUAAAUGGAAUGACUUUGGACGAUUGGACCAGGGUAUUCGAAGGCUACGUGCCCCAACAUUUUCCUGCGGUAACCGAUUUCUGCUACGUGAAGCA